This is a messenger RNA of Manihot esculenta (cassava), 764 nucleotides long. Its product is annotated as protein RALF-like 34. The transcript has a single exon. The record is from RefSeq and is a predicted model, not a curated record. Bases 16 to 561 code for a protein of 181 amino acids. Lineage: Eukaryota; Viridiplantae; Streptophyta; Magnoliopsida; Malpighiales; Euphorbiaceae.
UUAAUUGAUGCAUUGAUGAAGCACAGCUGUAAUCCAGUCACUGCUCAGCAUUUUCACUCUAUCUCAAACCUCCAUGUGACUUCUUGUCCCCCAAAACUCUUCCUUUUCACCUCCGCCAUUUUAGCUUCCCACUGCUCUUCUGCUCUCUCCAUGGCAGCUCCUUCUCUCUCUCUCUUCUCCUUCUUCUUCUUCAUCUGUCUCGCUCUCAGCUCAAUUAUCCAUGCCCAGGUGGAAGAAUCAGGCUUGAAGAUAUCAGCGGACGCGCUAGAAUGGCCGAUGGCGAUGUCCAUGUACAGCGAUUUGGAUGAGAAAAGUGAGUUCGGUGAUGGGCUCAUAGAUUUAGAUGGCGAGGAGGAUGGUGAUGAAGAAAUGGGUGUCCGUAGAUCUUUGUUCUGGAGAAGAGUACAUUACUAUAUCUCGUAUGGAGCUCUCGCAGCUAAUAGGAUCCCUUGUCCUCCCCGUUCUGGGAGAUCAUAUUACACCCACAAUUGUUUCAAGGCCAGAGCUCCAGUUAAUCCAUACUCCAGAGGAUGUUCGAGGAUCACUCGCUGCAGGAGAUGAGCCUGUCCAUCAAGUUUCUUACUCUUGAUUGCAUGUGUCUUGAUCCCUUUGUGUUUGGUGAGUGGAUUUACCGAAGAACUUGAUUGGUUUUGUGGGUAUUUAAUGAUUAGUAAGGAUUUAUAAUAUGCUAUAUAUUCAUGUAUGGUUGAUGAAGGAAGAACAAUUAGUUGUUUGUAAUGUAAUUUAAAGGUGGUUCUUGGCAA